Botrytis cinerea B05.10 is the source of this 6970-nucleotide messenger RNA. RefSeq names its product Bcpks13 (gene Bcpks13). The record is from RefSeq and is a predicted model, not a curated record. The coding region runs from base 291 to 6707 and encodes 2138 amino acids. Lineage: Eukaryota; Fungi; Ascomycota; Leotiomycetes; Helotiales; Sclerotiniaceae. Gene Ontology annotation, molecular function: phosphopantetheine binding; fatty acid synthase activity; 3-oxoacyl-[acyl-carrier-protein] synthase activity. Gene Ontology annotation, biological process: fatty acid biosynthetic process. The transcript is spliced from 3 exons.
GGGGCUGGUGCACUAUCGUGAACGUCUACCAUGUGGAUAAGGUAGGUGCAGUUGAAACAAGAUGUAGGGUUAGAAAUACAUGACUUCCGAAAAAGUAUCUAUGACCAUGUGAAGAUCUCAACUUGUAUAUAUGUAUACUGUCAAGUACUCGUGAAGUUAGACAUCGCACUUUCGUUCUCCUGACUUUCCAUCCAGCAUUCGUUCUUCAUUCCAAUCUAUUAAUCUUUUGCAAUACUUCCACGACUCCAAGCACUCCAUAGUAAUAGCGCGGGUCGCAUAAUUUUUUCAAGAUGGAUGUUAUAUUAUUCGGAGAUCAAACUGCAGACUGCCAGUCAUUCCUCAAGAAAGCACUUCGUCGCAAGAAUUGCCCUAUCCUCAGCACCUUUUUAGAACAGGCCCACGCCGCCCUUCAAGAUGAACUUUCAUCACUUCCAUCGACUGCCCGACAACAUGUUGCUGUUUUCUCAAGCGUUUCCGAGUUCACUGAGCGAUAUUUCGAGGCCGACCACCCGGAUUUGGCAGUCGAAAGCGCCAUUACUUGUUUGGCUCAAUUAACACAUUUUAUUGGAUUCUUCGAGGAGAACCCACUUGCAUACUUAGAGCCCUCUAAUACCGAAGUACUUGCAGUGUGCACUGGGUUGCUUGCCGCAUCCGCAGUUGCAUCAUCCAAAUCGCUCACAUCUCUUAUUCCCCUAGCUGUACAAGCAGUACGCAUUGCCUUCAGGCUGGGAUCAAGAGUUGCAGCAGUUGGAAACCAAUUGGAGACCGCGAGUGAUAGACAAAAGACUUGGUCAACAAUCGUAAUGGGCAUAAGCUCAGAGGCAGCAGAGCAUGCUUUGGCGGAGUUUAAUGAGUCAAGAGGACUCGUCCAAUCAACGAGAUUGUACAUCAGCGCCAUUGGUACGAGCUCGGUCACAAUCAGUGGAACACCUACCCUUCGAGCUCAGUUCUUCGAUAAUUGUGAGGCAUUCCAAAAUCUUCAACGACGCGAAAUCAGCAUUCGAGGGCCAUAUCAUGCUGCCCACCUUUAUAAUCCACAAGACAUCGAGAGAAUCUUGUCACCAUCAAUUGUGGAAAGCUUGAGCAAGUAUUCCUCAUUCUUGCCCCUUGUUGGAACCCCUGCACACAAGGAAAGUAUACCAACAGUCGACCUGUUCAGAAAUUCCAUUAUGGAAAUUUUGGCAGAGCAGGUGAAAUGGGACCGAUUGGUGAAACUGGCUGUUGCAGACGUUCGAGGGUCUGAACAAACCGAAGUCAGAGUUCUUGCCAUGGGACCAACCGCUCUCGGAAACAGUCUCGUCUCGGGGCUCAAGAAUGCCGGUAGCUUCAAGCUCUCGAUGGAAGACCACAUUUCUUACUCCAUGCAAAACACCAUUCCAAGAGGAAUGGUCGGUAGAAUGUCUGAGUCCAAGAUUGCCAUCGUAGGAAUGUCAGGUCGAUUUCCCAAUUCGGCUGACCAUGAAGCAUUCUGGGCACUCUUAGAGCAGGGUCUUGACGUCCACAGAGAAAUCCCUUCCAAUCGAUUCGACGCCAAACUACACUGUGACCCCUCAGGAAAAGGAAAGAACAAGACCCAUUCUCCAUUUGGUUGUUUCAUCGACGAGCCCGGAAAGUUCGAUCCUCGAUUCUUCAACAUGUCACCACGGGAAGCUAUGCAAACUGAUCCAAUGCAGCGUCUGGCUAUCUCCACUGCCUAUGAGGCGAUGGAAAUGUCUGGAUUCGUCAGAGAUAGAACUCCUUCCACCCAAGCACAUAGAAUUGGUACCUUCUAUGGUCAAACGUCCGAUGAUUGGCGUGAGAUUAACGCCGCUCAAGAUAUUGACACAUACUUUAUCACUGGUGGCGUUCGAGCUUUUGGACCUGGUAGAAUUAACUACCACUUCGGCUUCAGUGGUCCAUCAUACAGCGUGGAUACUGCCUGCUCGAGUAGUAUGGCGGCUAUAAAUCUUGCAGUCACCUCAUUACGUGCCGGUGACUGUGAUACUGUAUUCGCUGGUGGUAUGAAUGUCAUGACAAAUCCAGACAUUUUCUCUGGUUUGUCGAAGGGUCAAUUCUUGUCGAAGACUGGGUCUUGUAAGACCUAUGAUGACAGCGCUGAUGGUUACUGCCGUGGUGAUGGUGUUGUCACUCUUAUUUUGAAGCGACUUGACGAUGCAGUGGCCGAUCAAGACCCAAUUCUUGGUGUCAUUGCUGGUAUUGCAACAAACCACAGUGCGGAAGCCGUUUCCAUCACCCACCCUCAUGCAGGCGCCCAAAAGUUUUUGUUUCAGAAAGUUAUGGACGAAGCUAGAGUAGAUAUUCGAGACGUCAAAUACGUAGAGAUGCACGGAACAGGAACUCAAGCAGGGGAUGGCGUAGAGAUGGACAGUGUUUCUUCCAUUUUUGCACCAUCAAACAAUUUACGCCGUCGUCUUGAUCAACCACUGUUUGUAGGCUCAGUCAAGUCUAACGUCGGACAUGGAGAAGCUGUUUCAGGUGCAACUGCUUUGGUAAAAAUCAUGAUGAUGCUCAAGAAAAGUAUGAUCCCACCACAUUGCGGAAUCAAGACGAAAAUCAACCAGACAUUCCCCAAAGACUUGAAAGAUAGAAAUCUCAACAUGGCUUUCAAACCAACACCAUUCCCAAGACCUACAAAUGGGAAGCGAUAUGUCUUCAUGAACAACUUCAGUGCCGCAGGUGGUAACACCGCCACUUUGCUCGAGGAUGCACCAAUUAGACAGCUUGACGGUUAUGACCCAAGAACAUCACAGGUUGUCAUUGUGACAGCAAAAUCUCUUGCAUCAUUCAGAAACAAUGUUCAAAAGAUCCUCAACUGGUCAAGAGAUCAACCUAGCUCAUGCCUGCCAAGUCUUGCAUAUACCACAUCUGCUCGCCGUUACCACUACCAAUAUCGUAUCGCAGUUGAUGCCAAGGAUCUGCAAAGCGUUCAAAAUGCUUUAAGCGCCUACACAGAGGGUCCUCAUGCUCCAGUAUCGAAUGUUAAGCCAAGAGUUGCUUUUGUUUUCACUGGUCAAGGAUCGCACUAUCUUGGAAUGGCUAAGGCCUUCUUCCACGAUGUGGAGCAAUUCCGCAAUGAUAUCGAGGAUUUUGAUCAAAUGGCCCAAGCCCAGGGCUUCCCAUCUUUCAUUGGUCUCAUUGAUGGAAGCAUCACCGACCUUAGCGUUGCAUCCCCUGUCAUGACUCAAUUGGCCAUUCUUUGCGUAGAAAUAGCUGUUGCGGCACUUUGGCAAUCAUGGGGAAUCGAGCCAUCCGCCGUUGUUGGCCACUCCCUUGGAGAGUAUGCAGCUCUUCAGGUUGCUGGUGUGAUCUCCACACAUGACGCUAUCGCUUUAGUCGGUAAUCGUGCUCAGCUAUUGGUUUCAAAGUGCACUGCCGGUAGCCAUGGCAUGUUAGCAGUUCGGGCAGGCUUUGCUGCAGUCGAGCCUUACUUGUCAGAUAUCGAAUGUGAGAGAGCCUGCAUCAACGGCCCUGAGGAAACAGUGUUCUCGGGCACUGUUGAGAACAUGAACCGUCUUAAGGAGGUCUUGAGCUCACAAGGCUUCAAGAACACCAUGCUCAAUGUUCCGUACGCCUUCCACUCCGCCCAAGUCGAGCCCAUUUUAGACUCUUUCAUCCAAUCUGCGAAACCAGCUGUUUUCCAUCAGCCAAGAAUCCCAGUCAUGUCAACACUACUUGGAAACGUCGUAGAGGAUUCGGGUGUCUUCGGUCCAGAGUAUCUUGCUAGACAUUGCAGAGAAAGUGUUGAUUUCUUAGGUGGUGUCAGUUCUGCUUUGAACAGUGGAAUUAUUGAUGAAAAGACCUUGUUCGUUGAAAUUGGCCCACACCCAAUCUGCUCCAACAUGGUGAAAGCAAUCAUUGGCACUAGUGCGAUCACUGUGCCAUCUCUAAGCAGAAAUGCCGACGCAUGGACAACGACCGCCACUAGUUUGGCAACUCUUUUCAACUCUGGUCUCGACUUCAAUUGGAACGAGUAUCAUGCCAAUUUCAGGGGCGCCCAUGAGGUACUCGAUUUGCCUUCCUACUCUUACGACGAAAAGGUUUACUGGAUCGACUAUCGCGGAAACUGGUGUCUUACUAAAGGCGAUACGCAAAUGAUCACGGCUGCAGAAGUAAAACCAACCUUCUCGACAACUACUGUGCAAAAGAUCCUCUCCGAAGUUGUUGAUGAGGAUAACGUUAAUGUUAUUGCUGAGUCUGACCUUAUGGAACCAAAGCUACGAGCUGCCAUUUCUGGUCACUUGGUUCAUGGACAACCACUCUUCCCAUCAUCCAUUUAUGGUGAUAUGGCUCUGACUAUUUGCGAUUAUGCACUUAAGCUCGCUCAGCCAGAUGCUAAAUCUGUAGGUUUCAAUGUUGGAAGCAUGGAAACCCAUAAGCCAUUGGUUCUAGACAAGAACGCCAAAACUCACAUUCUUCAAAUUGAGACUAAGCUUGAUCUUACUCAUCGACGCGGAACCGUCAACUUCCGCACAUUCGGAGCAGAUGGAAAGCCAGUUGAACAAACCAAGUGUGAAGUGACUCUUGAGGAUUCAUCAUCAUGGUUGAAAGAUUGGGACCGUCGCAAGUUCCUUGUCCAAGGCCGAAUUGAUAAUUUGAUGAACCACAAAGAAGUUCACAAGGUUCAAAGAGGAAUGGCUUACAAAUUGUUUGGCGCCCUCGUCGACUACGCUCAACAAUAUCGCGGAAUGGAUGAAGUAUAUCUGUGGAGUGAACAAUGCGAGGCAACUGCCAAAGUGCAAUUCCAGACAUCAGAUAAUGAUGGCAAGUUCUUCAUGAGUCCAUACUGGAUCGACAGUGUGUGCCACAUUUCCGGAUUUAUCAUGAAUGCCAACGAUGCUGUUGAUUCCACCAAGCAUGUCUAUAUUUCGCACGGAUGGGAGUCGAUGAGAUUCGCCAAGACCAUGUCGGCCGACAAAGAGUACAGAUCUUACAUCAAGAUGCAGAAAGUACCAGGUGGUGGUGAGAUGGUUGCUGGUGAUGUAUACGUCUUUGAAGGGGAUGAAAUCAUCGCAGUUGUUGGUGGUAUUAAAUUCCAGCGCGUACCCCGCACCCUUCUUCAGACCCUACUUGCACCAAAAGCUAUUCCAGCUCGUGCUGGUGCCAAAGCAACUCCAGCUCCAACCAAAGCUAUUGCGUCCAAACCAUCAAAAGCCGUCUCCAAGCCUAAUCUCAAAGUUGUCAGCAAGCCAGUUUCAAAGGGUAUCUUCUCCAAAGCAUUGGCAAUCAUGGCCGAGGAAAUCGGUUGCGAUGUCGCUGAGUUGGCGGGCCCAAUGAGAUUCUCUGAUAUGGGCGUCGACUCCCUUCUUGGCUUGAGCAUUUCUGGCCGAUUCCGCGAGGAUCUUGAGAUUGACUUCCAGAGUAGUGUCUUUGAACAUGAGCCUACUGUAGACCAUCUCAAGGCUUACAUGACUAGAUUCGAAGAUGAUAAUAGUGCUGAAAGCUCUGGAAUGUCUACCCCGGAAAUGAUCCCCAGCGACUCGAGCGAAAGUGGGGAUGACGGGUUUGAUCUAGUUGAAAGUGACCCCGAAAGCUCUCCCGUCGAGGAUGCCAGCGAGCAUGCAGAGAUCAUUCAAAUCAUAAGAUCCACCAUUGCGGAGGAGAUGGGCGUUGAGAUGGAGGAGAUAACUGAUAACACAGACCUAGCUACCAUGGGAAUGGAUUCUCUCAUGAGUUUGAGCAUCUUGGGUGCGCUCAGAGAGAAGACUGGCCUGAAUCUGAGUUCCGAGUUGUUGGUCGAAAACACCAGCAUAGAAAAGAUUGAAACAACUUUGGGUCUAAGAGCAACCAAGCCAAAGGUCGUUGAGAUUAAGAAGACAACUAAGAUUACUAAGGUGGCUUCCGCAUCCGUACAACCAGCUGCUCCAACUCAAGUCGCCAGACCUAUCAACGUGUCUCAAUACCCUCCGUCAAAGUCUAUCCUUUUGCAAGGUAACCCAAAGACUGCAAACCGCACACUUUUCCUUCUUCCAGAUGGUUCCGGUGUCGCUUCUUCGUAUGCCCCACUUCCUCAAAUUGAUCAAGAUCUAGCUGUGUUCGGUCUCAACUGCCCUUUCAUGAAAGACCCCACAGACUUCAAUAUCGGUGUUCCAGCAGUCACUCAGAUCUACCUUGCCGAAAUUCAACGUCGUCAACCACACGGACCAUAUCUCCUUGGAGGUUGGUCUGCCGGAGGUGUACUUGCGUACGAAUGUACCCGCCAGUUGAUUGCAAAGGGUGAGAAGGUUGAGAAACUUGUCUUGAUCGAUUCACCAUUCCCUAUUGGACUCGAAGCCCUCCCAGCUUCCUUCCAUCAAUAUUGUGCCAAGGUUGGUCUUCUUGGUGAUGGCGGGCUGGAGACAUUGCCAAAAUGGCUCCUUCCCCAUUUCUUCUCCACCGUGCGCGAACUUACUUCCUACUCUGAUCACUUGGGAUCUCUACCAUCCAUCAACACUGUUAACAUGCCAAAAACCGUUGCCAUCUGGGCUCGUGAUGGUAUUGUCCACAAUGAAGAUGACAUUAAGCCAGAGUGGGAUCCCAAAGUGAGGAUGCCCAACUCCAUGGACUGGUUGACUCAUGAUCGUAAAGACCUCGGACACAAUGGAUGGGAGAAGUUAGUAGGAGAAGGAAACAUGAAGUGUUUGAGCACAGCUGGAAAUCAUUUCACGAUGAUGAGAGAUCCAAUCACAAACGACUUGGCCAAGCUUAUGAAGCAAGCUCUCAAAAUGUAAAAUCAACUUUUAUAUCAUGGCGCGAUUGCUUUUAGAUUUCAUGUUUUUCCUUAUAAUCAAUAGUAUUAUUUUGGGGUUUGGGUAUCGGCUGGAGGGUAGUUAAUUCCAUAAUCUUUCAUGAUGUAACGCGUUUGCACGUAUACGGCGUACUUUGUUUGGGGGGAUUCAAGCGAAUAAAUAAAUCGCUUGUGUUUUAGAAAAUUUCUUAUAGUAGUAACUUUAGAUAGUAUAGAAUCUCAUGUUUCAUGACAUACUUAUAUGUA